Molecule: messenger RNA, 2440 nt
Organism: Saprolegnia parasitica CBS 223.65
Lineage: Eukaryota; Oomycota; Saprolegniomycetes; Saprolegniales; Saprolegniaceae
Exons: 11
Source: RefSeq, a predicted model, not a curated record
GAUGGCGGCAAAGCGCAAGAAGGCCGCGCCGCGCCAGCCCAAGCGCAAGCGCGAAGAGAUUGUCGAGCGAUGCGUCGAGAGGCCGACAGGGCGGACGUACCGCGUCCUCGACGGUCUGCCAGACGACCUUGCGCCCGACAUUUGGGCUGCGAUCGAGCGGUUUGAAGACGCGCAGCUGGCGCCGAUGCCGCCUGCGCGGCCUCUGUCGGCCAGCGCUAGCAUACACGACGACUUUUGUCCCGAGAGCGACGACGACGAAGCCAUCGAAGCGACGGCGCGAAAUGCAUGUUCCUCGCCACCCCGUGCAUCCAUGGUACACGACGUCGCCAUCGUUGACGACGACAUGAUCGUACCAUCGACUCCGUCGCCGACCAAGACCGACGAGGCCCCCGCACAACCGUCCGAGCUGUCGCCUCCGCGAGCGGUCUCGACGAUCAUCACUCGAAUCGCAUCUUCGCCCACCACGCCUCAACACAUGCCAGCGAUAUCCAUGGAGACUGUGGAGGAAGCGGACACGAGCGCUUGCAGGCUCUUGCCUCUCGAUGACGAUCACAACGCGACAGAAGCGACGCACGUCGCGCCUGCAGAGGCAGAAACACCUGCGUCUCCCACGCAACUCUCCCCUCCGUCCAUGGCCCAUGACGAGCAUACGCCGAGCGAGACGCCGUACUCGGCCACGAUGCGCUUGUACGACAUUUCUGCCUCGGCGCCGGCUCCAGCACCACCUGCCUUGGCUUUGGCAAAGGACGAGGCGGGUGCUGCUGCCAAGCCAGCAUCGCCCCCACACAUUCAAGGCGAUGCACUGCAAGUGCUGCUCUCGCUCUCUGACAAGUGUCCGACCUUGGCGUCCUGGCUCAAGCACGACGACGUCGACGACCCGCUGCCGUCGCUCGACAACGUCUUUGACGAGGACGACGACGGCGAGUCCCCAACGAGUGGCAGUGUGCCUCGCAUGGACAUACGACCGUCCAUGGCGGUCUGGUCGUCGUCGCUGCAAGCGCGCUGUCACCUCCUUCCGUCACAUGCCGCGGCGCCAGUGGCGCCCGUGCUCGUGUACUGGAUCCAGCAUGUUUGGCGGAUGCACCACAACUAUGCGCUGGUUGCGCUCUCGCACUUGAGCCGACAGCUCGAGCUACCGGUCGUCGCCUUCUGCGCACUGCCCCGCGCGAUGGUCUCGCUGUCGUCGCCGCCAACGCACGCGUGCUACCCGUCCGCGAUCGCCGACGUCCGCCGGCAGCUCCAAGCCCACGGCAUCCCGCUCUAUGCCAUCACAGAGUCAAAGGACGAGGCCAUCGAGACGCGCGACGCCCGCCUUGUGCAAGCACUCAACUCGUUUCGUGCGCAAGUCGUCGUCACGGACGAUGGCCAUGCCACCUACCGCACGGUGGCUCGGCUUGCCACGGAGCAGCUCACGUCGUCGCUCUUGCUUGUUGAUAGCAACUGCGUCGUGCCGUGGCGUCGCAUGGCCGUCGCCACUAAUGAGACGUUCAAGAACGUGUGGGCCAUGCAGCUAGAGGACUGCCUCCGGUCGGCGCCUCCCCUGGAAUUUAGCCCGCGCCGCCAAAGCACCGUCUUUCCACCGCCCAUGUCACCGCCGUUCGCCGUACACACGGUUGCGUGGCAUUUGCUCGACCGUUCGACGAUGGCAGCGCGCAACAUGAGCGAGACGGCAGCCUUGGCCCAUCUCCAAGAGCUCGUGCAAAGCAGCAGUGUGGUGCCACGCCCCGCCAUCCAAGACGAGCUCCACGGUCGUGGCAUCCUGUCGGUGCUGCCGUAUGUUCGGUUUGGUUCGCUCUCGCCCGUGCAUCUUUUGCAGUCGCUGCUGAGUCUCCAGUCCAAAGUACUGUACACACGCGCGAUCGAGCAUAUUGUGCUUGCACACGAGAUGGACGUGCACAACUACGAGCUCGUGCGACUACAGGACCACGCAGUCUUGCCCGGCCGCGACGACGCCAUCACGCUGUACGAAGCGUACUUAACGAGCUUGUCGCUACCGCCUGUGGCGACGUCGUCGACGAUUCUCCAAUAUUUGCCGUACGAGCUGGAAGCCAGCGCCACGACCGACGGCUUCUGGAACAACAUUCAGUCGCACCUUCGGACCACCGGGUACUUGCACCCGGUGCUAAGCCGGUACUGGGCAGCGCGGCUCGUCGAGUGGUCGCCCUCCGUCACUGUGGCCCUUGCGACCAUGGAGGCGCUCUUGUUUCGGUAUGCCGUGGGCGCGACGAGCUGUGAUGUGCUUGGACUCCUUCGCCUCUACGGCCACGACGCGGUGCUCACUGACAGCACCGAGAAGCUUGUGCAAAAGCAGCUGCAAGACGCUCUGAGCAUUGUCGACGCCAACGGCCCGUAGCAAGAGAACGCGCACUAGCAUCGUUCGCGUUCGAGUCUCCACGCGGGCCAAUCCAUAAGCGAGCAUCUCAACUACGUAAACCUCGAG